This is a messenger RNA of Colletotrichum truncatum, 1524 nucleotides long. Its product is annotated as putative acid phosphatase. The record is from RefSeq and is a predicted model, not a curated record. NCBI's taxonomy places the organism in Eukaryota, Fungi, Ascomycota, Sordariomycetes, Glomerellales, Glomerellaceae. Gene Ontology annotation, biological process: meiotic cell cycle; positive regulation of transcription by RNA polymerase II. Gene Ontology annotation, molecular function: DNA-binding transcription factor activity; DNA binding. Gene Ontology annotation, cellular component: nuclear chromosome.
AUGGCGGCGUUCCAUUCAUUGUCGUCCGGUGCGACGCCUGGAGAUGGCAUGAGCCUCAACAGCGCUGUAGUGGACGGCCUGGACUCUUCCAUGUUUGAUGACUCUUUGUUGGAUAAUGUGAAUGGAACCUUUCCUACGUUGCCGUUCACGCCGAGCUACGAUUUCCAAGAUUUCUCUGCCCCUGGUUUCGAGGAUCCUUUCGCAUACUCGAACCGACCGUUCGAAGCGCAGCCGGCGCCGGAGUUCAACCAAGAUUCGCCCACGCAGGAACUAGACAAUAAGCUUCUGGGCUUCUCGGCUCCCACGCUUAAGGCAACCCUAGUCGAUGGAGCUGGGCAGCCUGCGGAGCUUACCAUGACGGCCGAGCUGUACGGCAUGUUUUUUGUGGCGGAGGAUGUAUUUGGCGCAGACAACAACGGUCGACCUCUCGAGCUUACCUGCUACCGCCGGAAUCUAUGGCAGUGCUCUGGGCAGAUCACCUUACCUCGGCACAUUACGCAUGCUGUGGACGAACAGGGACGUCAAAUACCUAUCUUUGAGCUUGCGGCUUCGAUUACGGCAAUAGAGUCCAUCGAGGGUAAGGUGACAGAGAUAAUAUCGAUACCCUGGAAGAGCGCGCAUCCGAUCGGUACAGAAGAGCCCAAAUCAUCUGGUGGGCCGCCCAAUAUUGUCCUGGAUCUGGGCAAUGGCCAAGAAUUAGACGCGCAAAGGGUGUCGCUGCCUCUGUCAUGGAAAAGAUUACAAUUCAAGCAUGCGACGGCAAAUAACGGAAGGAGGAAAGGCCUCCAGCAGCAUUACUUGGUGCAAAUCAGCCUUCUCGGAAAGCAGCAGUCUGGGGACUACAUCAAAGUCGCCGACAUCCACUCCGGUCCCGUCAUCGUAAGGGGCCGCAGCCCAAGAAACUUCGACAGUCGGAAGGACAUCCCUCUGACGGGAGACAAGAAGCUUGAGAGGAGGAGUAACAGCGAUGCUUCUGUCUCCGCCCCAGUGUCUCAGAAGGACGGCAUGCCAACACCUGUUCAGAAAUACCAGCCUCUGAGCAACGUUCAGCAAUCUACAGAAUGGGGAACACCACAUUUGUACAGAGAACCGAACAACAGUCAACCUCCUGCCAAGAAACUGGCUUUGUCGCCAGGAAUCACACGACCGCCAAUCCCGGCAUGGUCGUCAGAACCGGCCAGACAACCAAAGAGGUCGUCAAUGUCUGGCUCGCGACCAGGGAUAUCCGGCCCCAUUAACUUAUCCCUAUCCGAAGACGAGAGGAGUCCGAAUAGGUCAAACUCGGACGUGCAAAGUCCGCAGUUUACGAAAUCCAUGGCAGCAGCAGCUCACAAUCCAAGCCAGAGUCCUAAAGAAGAGGACGACUUAUUAUAUGAAUACUUUCCACUGAGUGUUGAUGACUGGAUGCCGCCAGUGGAAGCCAUUUACCGUCCCCACGUUGUCCAUCACACAAUUGUGCCGCCCGAGAUCAAAGCACAGCAAUUACGCAGCAAAAGCAAGCGGAUGUUCACAGCCGAAUCUUAA